UCGCUGCAGUCCCGAGCAGCCGCGGCGCCGCCACGCCUGUACCCCCCCACAAGAAGCCCGGGCUUACGACGGCUGAGGGCUCCGUCGGCCCUAACCGAGCUGGGUGCCCGUGGCCGGGGUGACGCCUCCAUUCCUCCCCCCUCAACACCGUCCUCGGUCCUUCGAAGUUGCAUCCUCUCCUCUGCUUAGAGUGCGCCCCCCCUCGCGCACUCGCUUACUCGCCACCUUUCCUAAGCUCCCCUCCUGCCCCCUCCCCGCUCCUCGCCUCAGACUCCCUCCCCCUCACGUCCGCCCUCUGCCUUCGCCUACCCAAGUGGAUUAAUUAUACGCUUUCUGUUUCUCUCCGUGCUGUCCUCUCCCGCUGUGAGCCUACCCGCCUCUCGCUGUCCUCUCUCCCUCUCUCCCUCUCUGUGGUCCCCCCCUUUCACGUUCACUCUGUCUCUCUUACUAUCUCUGCCCCCCAACUAUCCUUGAUACAACAGCUGACCUCAUUUCCCGAUACCUUUCCCCCCCGAAAGUACAAUAUCUGGCCCGCCCCAGCCCUAAGAUACCCUAAAGAAGCAGAAGAGACGCCCCCCAUCCCCACCAAAAAAGCCAUCUCCCCGUUCUGUCCCGUCGCACAUUCGGCUCUGCGACUCGGCCAGAGCGGCGCUGGCAGAGGAGUGCCCGGCAGAAGGGCCUUCGCCCGCUGUUCGGUUUGCAUACCCGCAGCAGGGAGAUGGGCGGCAGCGUCGCCGGCUUCCAGGUACCAAUGGGGAUCCCAGUGGGGAAGUCGAUGUUGGUGCUUCUCAUCUCUUUGGCCUUCGCCUUGUGCUGCAUCGCUGCUUACCGCCCCAGAGAGACUCUGUGCGGAGGGGAGCUUGUUGACACGCUUCAGUUUGUCUGUUCGGACCGCGGCUUCUACUUCAGCAGGCCUUCAAGCCGUGCCAACCGUCGCAGCCGUGGCAUCGUGGAAGAGUGCUGCUUCCGCAGCUGCGACCUGGCCCUUCUGGAGACUUACUGUGCCACCCCCGCCAAGUCCGAGAGGGACGUGUCUACCUCUCAGGCCGUACUUCCGGACGACUUCCCCAGAUACCCCGUGGGCAAGUUCUUCCAAUAUGACACCUGGAGACAGUCCGCGGGACGCCUGCGCAGAGGCCUGCCUGCCCUCCUGCGUGCCCGCCGGGGUCGCAUGCUUGCCAAAGAGCUCGAAGCGUUCAGAGAGGCCAAACGUCACCGUCCCCUGAUCGUGUUACCACCCAGAGACCCCGCCCACGGGGGAGCCUCUUCGGAGAUGUCCAGCAACCAUCAGUGAACCAAAUUAUGUGGUAAUUCUGCAAUGUAGUACCAUCAAUCUGUGCCCUCCUCUUGAGCAGGGACAGUUCCAUCACGUCCCACACUAAGAUCUCUCUGCUCCACUUCCCGCCCCAGGUUUCUCCCUACCUACCCCCAUGCCCCGCCUCCCCACAUCAGGCUGCUCCCCUUGCCCCACACCAUCGGGCAAGGGGAUUUCAGCAACUCUUCAAAAACAAAUUUGAUUGGCUCUAAACAACCCAAUUGACAACCCCCCAAAUUAUAUAUACAAAUUAAAAAAAAAACUUUAAAACAUACAGUCCCUUUAAAACAAAUUGGCUUUUAAGAAACUCCACAAA
Grammomys surdaster is the source of this 1631-nucleotide messenger RNA. It is a transcript of the gene Igf2, whose product is annotated as insulin like growth factor 2. The transcript is spliced from 4 exons. Gene Ontology annotation, cellular component: extracellular region. Gene Ontology annotation, molecular function: hormone activity; growth factor activity. Lineage: Eukaryota; Metazoa; Chordata; Mammalia; Rodentia; Muridae. The record is from RefSeq and is a predicted model, not a curated record. Bases 719 to 1294 code for a protein of 191 amino acids.